Molecule: messenger RNA, 1026 nt
Organism: Mucor mucedo
Lineage: Eukaryota; Fungi; Mucoromycota; Mucoromycetes; Mucorales; Mucoraceae
Exons: 3
Coding region: 1-1026 (341 amino acids)
Biological process (GO): regulation of GTPase activity
Source: RefSeq, a predicted model, not a curated record
AUGCCACAGGACGUGUACCCAUUCUCCGACUCGAUUGAUCAUAUGCGAUACUGUAUUGUGAUUCGACCUCAACCGAACCAGACGUAUCAUUUGAUGACAUGCAGUAAGAUUCAACGGGAUGCAUGGCUUGUACGUCUGAAACGGUGUUGUCAACAGCAACCAUAUCCUUUGCGAACCAUCUAUAGUUUGACGGUUCGUAUAGCGGAAGGACGUAAAUUCCAAGUGAGCCAUAAGGAUUCAAUCCAUAGCGAGCUUUACUGUGAUGUUGUGAUUGAUAACGAGAUUCGUGGAUUGACGGGAUCCCUAAAGAAGACGUCCACGCUAUUUUGGCGCGAGGAGUUUAUGUUUAGCGAUAUCAGCAAGAUGCGACAUGGAGUGACAAUCACGAUGUAUUCGAGAAGUAGUAAGAAUGAUCGAGAGACGGUGUAUGGUACAGUGUUUUUACCCGUCAGCCAAAUUGAGACGACGACGACGUUGGGCGAAGAAUGGUACGAAGUGCGAAAGGAAAGUCGAAAUCGAGCGUUUGCAUCAUUGACGAGUUUGGGAUCCGGGAGUGGAUCGUUGGGACAAUUGCGAGUAGGACUGUUGUUAGAGGAGCAUCAGGUGUUUUCUUUGGAAAUGUAUCAACCAUUGAUGGAUGUACUGACGGAAUUUCGACAUGAUAUUAUUUAUGAUAUGGCAAGAAAAACAUCGGAUGUCCAAGGACUGGCGAGAAACUUGUUGAGGAUUUAUGAAGGCAUGGGUUUGACAUUGACUUGGAUAAAAUCAUUGAUUGAUUAUGAAGUAUCUUCCUUGAGCUCAGUCAUUGAUAAUUAUAUGAAAAUGAGUGGAAAGGAAUUCUUGGAAGAGGCACUUCAAUUCACGAUUCAAAAGAUUUGUAAAUUUAGUAUUCAUAUUGAGGUUGAAUCAUCUCGGUUAUCGAAUAGUACAACAGAGAACACACUUGCCAAUUGUUCGGAACUGUUCAAUUAUGUACGAUCUAUUUGGGGAGGAAUUAAAAGAGCGAAAAACAAAUGUCCAAUGUAA